Scophthalmus maximus (turbot) is the source of this 1908-nucleotide messenger RNA. RefSeq names its product GDNF family receptor alpha 4a (gene gfra4a). Gene Ontology annotation, biological process: nervous system development. Gene Ontology annotation, cellular component: external side of plasma membrane; signaling receptor complex. The coding region runs from base 664 to 1908 and encodes 414 amino acids. Gene Ontology annotation, molecular function: signaling receptor activity. The record is from RefSeq and is a predicted model, not a curated record. NCBI's taxonomy places the organism in Eukaryota, Metazoa, Chordata, Actinopteri, Pleuronectiformes, Scophthalmidae. The transcript is spliced from 10 exons.
GUUGCCAUGGCUGCCGCUGCCACAGGUGUGCGCUGUUAACGGUUUGAUUAAAGCGACAGUCGAUGCGGAAGUAAGUGAGUAGCGAGUUUAUUUUUAGCACGUGUGGGUGUUGUAAACACUGGAGGAAGAGGAAGAAGAGGAAAAAGAGGAGGGGGAAGAAGAAGAAGAAGAAGAAGAAGGAGAAGGAGGAGGAGAAGACGAAGGGUGCUGGAUUCCCCAACAUUGGAUUAAUUGGAAACACCUGGUGUCGUCAUCAGGCGCCGACCCGCGGUCUCCACCCGCGGCUUCCGGGUUCCACACGUUAGCUGAAGGCGUCGAGACACCGAGCUGCUUCCUGCACCAACAGAGGCCGAGCGACUUUACAGGAGUAUUUUCCCCCUGGAUGCAACUUUUAGCGGCUGUGGGAGACUUGUUGAAGACAAGAUGGAGGAAACUCGCCUCAAGAUGCACAAGGAGAUCCGGCGGAAGGGGGCGAAUCAGGCCUGGAGCAUCGGAGGUGGUGUUCAAACCACCCUGCUGUGGACGGGAGGAGAAAUGAGAGAGACUACCACCAGAAUUGACAACGCGACGACGUCUACGAACCAAUCAAUGACGGGUAUUGGAAGACGCAGCCCACGUAGGUGAUGACGACAGGACGUAGGAGUCCCGCGUUUGGCCCUCUCCAUGGGCGGCAGGGACUGCCUGCGCGCCGGGGACACCUGCUCCAGCGACGACACCUGCAGCCCGCGACUUCGCACCCUCAGGCAGUGCGUGGCCGGGGACGGCAGCGUGAAGCUGGGACCCGGGGCGCGCAACCAGUGCGAGAACGCCAUGACCGCUCUGCUGUCCACGCCGCUGCACGGCUGCCAGUGCAAACGGGGCAUGAAGAAGGAGAAGAACUGCCUGAGCAUCUACUGGAGCCUGCACCAGUCGGUGCUGCAUGGACUCAGCCUGGUGGAGAACUACCCGUACGAGCCGGAGGAGAGGGGCUCCGACUACGUUCGCCUGGCCUCCAUCGCUGCAGAAUCUGAAGUGACGACGGUGAACCGCUGCCUGGAUGCUGCCAAGGCGUGUAACAUAGAUGAGACGUGUCAGAAGCUUCGUACGGAAUACGUCUCGUCCUGCAUCCAGCCGUCGGCCCGCUCGGGGCCAUGUAACCGACCAAGGUGCAACAAGGCGCUGAGGAAGUUCUUCGACCGCGUUCCCCCCGACUACACCCACGAGCUGCUGUUCUGUCCCUGCACCGACACGGCCUGCGCAGAGCGCCGGAGGCAAACCAUUGUACCGUCCUGCUCCUACGAAGACAAGGAGAAGCCCAACUGCCUGGCUCAGCUGCGGAUCUGCAAGGCGGACUACGUGUGCAGGUCUCGCUGGGCACAGUUCCAGUACGAUUGCCAACCCUCCGAGCAGAGCGCCAGCGGCUGCAAGCAGGAGAACUACGGAGCAUGUCUACUGGCGUACACCGGCCUGAUAGGAAGCACGGUGACGCCCAACUACCUUGACAACUCCACCUCCAACGUGGGGCCCUGGUGCUCCUGCGCAGCGAGCGGCAACCACCGGGAACAGUGCAGCGACUUCCUCACCACCUUCCACGACAACGUCUGCCUGAAAAACGCCAUCGUGGCCUUCGGAAAUGGAUCAGAUGUGAAAACGGACGACAGCCAGCCCGCCAUGCCGAGUCCGGCGACGGACAAGCAGAGCCCGUUCCUGGCAACCACCGCCCCGGGUGUCUCCAUGGAAACAGAGCAGAACAUUCUGCGAGCACAGAUACCUACUCAGGUAAACGAGAACGACAGAUUGUGGGGCGACGAGGGCGACUCCACUCUCCCGUCUCCGGGCCUGUCGGACGGCGGCGCCCGGCCCGUCCCCCUGUCCCUGCUCCUGGGCCUCGGCUGGCUGCUGCCCACCGCGCUGCUGCUCUCCGACUAA